Molecule: messenger RNA, 2195 nt
Organism: Stegodyphus dumicola
Lineage: Eukaryota; Metazoa; Arthropoda; Arachnida; Araneae; Eresidae
Product: tyrosine-protein phosphatase 69D-like
Biological process (GO): protein dephosphorylation
Molecular function (GO): protein tyrosine phosphatase activity; protein binding
Source: RefSeq, a predicted model, not a curated record
AUAUCUCUUUUUCUUGAUGUUUCAGCAUGCCUAACAAUCGAGCACAUCGUAGACCCGCCUGUUGUCAGUAAUUGCUCUGCCGUUACUUUGACAUGCCGUUUAAACAACUCAUCUCCCCUCAAUGUGGAGGUCUGGUGGACGUUUCGUGGAGAAAAUGCUUCUAAACUUCCGGACACAACUGUGAUAACGGACAAUGCAGACAAAGGAGAAUGGCAGUUGGAACUAAAAUGUCCGACUCUGGAGCAUAAAGGAAUAUACGCAUGUAAUGCACAAGGUAGGAAUGAAAGUGAAGUUGUCUACAGGAAAGAGGCGCUUCUGAGGAUAUAUGUUCCUGUUACAAUACAAGUAGAAAAUAAUAUAACUGCACAAAAGGCUGGAAAAAAAGCUAACUUAACGUGUCUAGUCAUAGCCCAUCCAUUAGCAGAAGUUGAGUGGCUGAAAGGGGAUGAGGUGGUCAACACCACUACAAAUAGUCGCCUUCAAGUAGCCGUUACACCGGUUGAUGCUACCACGAUUCUGGCUUCCUUGAGUAUUGAUGACUUGCAACGAGAAGAUAAUGGAACUUACGUUUGUGAAGCAAGUAAUGAGUUUACAAAUGCUAGUGCAGCCCAAGACUUGCUUGUUCAAGAACCUCCUGAAGUUGAAUUCUUAAAAAACGAUAUUACUGUAGAAGAUUCAAGCACCGUUACUUUAAGGUGGCAUGUUAUGUAUGAUGGAAAUCUACCUGUUGAACGAUUUCAUUUGGAGAGCAGAAAUUUCUUAGAUGAAUCACUGAUAGACCUUGAUCAUGAUAUUCAUGGCGAUGUUCGAAAUUAUACUGUGCACUCUUUGCUACCGGGACUCACUUACACAUUCAUGCUCUGCGCCGUAAAUGAAGCGGGAUAUAGUGAUUUUGAUUUCGUGAAUGUUUCAAUGCCAGCAGAUGUUCCUUCUAAAGUAUCCUGGGUACACGUCCUUGCAUCCACUAAUGAAACGCUCUUAUUUGGCUGGAGACGACCAACACAUAAUAAUGGAGCCAAUAUCACUCAUUAUAUCGUUCAACUUUGGCAUCAUAAUGGUAGUCUUGUAUUAAAUAACACUAUGGAUAUUCUUGCACCAGGCCGUAAUAACCAUAUGUACAUUUUUGUGGGUCUAGAUCCUGGUGAAACCUACAAUUUUCAGGUUCAGGCUUGCAAUGCAUUAGGUUGUGGUAAUUGGUCAGAACCUUUAGAAGGAACAACUUCAGACGGAAUACCAGAUCCUCCACAGAAUGUAGAAAUGAGGUGUGAUCAUGAUUUUGAUAAAGAUGCAGAUUCGGUUUAUAUCACUUGGGAAGCUCCACUAAAUGCAAGAGGAACUAUACUGAGUUACAAUGUGACAUUAUAUACUCGAGCUCAAUAUCGUAAUGAUAAUGGUCAAAAAGUUGAAGAGAAAACAACAAAAAUUAACAUUAUUGAUAUCAAAUCAAAUAAGAUGGAACAUAAGAUUGACGUUUUGCCUAAUACAGAAUAUACUGUUCAAAUUUGUACUAUAAACAGAAGUGGCUGUGGUCCCAUGACAAAUAUAACAGCUAACACUCAGUGUAAAUCUCUGACAAAUGUUCCUUCUUCACUGCCACAGUUUUCCAUGCAGCGAAAAAAUAACUCUAACGAUUGUAGACAACUUGAAUUAAAACUGCAAAGAGUUUCUGAAAGAAAUGGUUCUAUUUUGUGUUACAAAGUUAUUAUAAUAAAACUUUCAAAAGGCCAAAAUCUCAGCAAAUUACCAUCAAACCCACUAGCUCUUAAGCUCUCUACACAUGAACAAGUUCAUAAGAAUGGAGGUUAUGGUGCUUAUGUUGCAGAAGCUUUUACCAGUGAUGAUUUUGUCAGUGAAGUGGUUAUUGGUGAUAACCAUCAGCGAAAUUGUUCUUUGCCAUCGGAUAAAAAGCGGCAUAUAGUCCAAGGUUUAGGGGCAAACAAGGAAAUACAAGAUAUAGAUAUAGUUCAAGAUGGAAGUUUAGCUCCUAGUACAAAUUAUACUGGAUAUAUUUUAAUCAAAGUGCAAGGUCCUAAUAACACUGUGCUAACUAAAACAAGUUCUUAUUUUUCGCCAAUACUAACAGGUUCACCACCAACAGCAACUUCCACAGAAAGUCCAAUUCUUGUCAUUCUUGGUGUAGUCUGUGGUAUCAUAUUGGUCAUUCUAGCUUUCGCUCUGGCUCUUUUUCUUAUUCG